CUGGUGUUGGUUUUGAAAUUUGAACCUAGCAGGGUAGUCCUGACUCCUAAGAUCGAGUCAAACCCUGUGGACAACCAGCUAUAUACUAGGUACAUUCGAACCUAGCAGGGUAGUCCUACCUGACAGCUGAAAACUGUCAGCAAUAUUGCUCGAAAGUUGCAGCGAUGCGCACUUGUAAUAGCCUUGAGCAGCAUGGCCACUUCAGAACGAGAAAGCGACACUUUGCAAUUGUUUGAGCAUACCGCUGGUGAUGUCCUAGAAGACGAAUUUAAUGAAGAGCGCCAGGCAGGGCACCGGAGGCAAGAGGUCAGAAGUGACUUUUCGGCUCGGCGUGCAGGCCGCCUCUGCACCACCUUUGCGACCGUCGCGAGCUCAGGCUCAUCAACAACAAGAUUCCCCUUUAUCAGGUUCCCAGAAGAGCAUUGCAGCACUUAUAUCGAUUUGAUUGCCACUUGAAUACUUUCAGCAGCUCACGUCGUGUCUUUCCAGCUCGUUCAGCUCAGCAUGGCACUACUCAGGUCUGCGGGGCAUCUCAGCAGGCCGCAGUCAAGUACCUCAGGUUCCACCCUUUCUAUACCAGCAGCGGAGAAGAACAGGCAUGCUCUCUCCGGUUUGGUACUGGCUCCUUCACUUAUAGCUCUUCACAAGUACAGUUGUCAAGUUUCACCUGCGUCGGGCUCUGUUUGCAAGGAAGGAGUACGGAGGCAAUGCAGGCAGCCCAGCACUCGUGUUGGGCAUCCCGUUCGAGCUACGACCAUCAACAGUAAACCAGCUCCAAUGGUGGCAGAGAAAUGGAGCCUUAGCCCGGCCUUUGUUGUCAAGCAGCCCAGCUUCGCAGAGUCGCUGGCACAUGACAUUGAGCUCCUUCCUGCUAGCGUUGCACAGCACCCCGUGUUUGGCGCCUGCGAUAGCCCCCAGAUGGUAGCGCUCCUUGUGCGUAGCCUCGAGCAUAGCACGUGCUGCUUCCCAUCCUAUCUUGCUUUUGGCGCUGUUCACGCGCCGAAUGACGAGAUCCGUUCCACCAUCAUCAGUCAGCUGAACGACGAGUUGGGAAACGGCAGAUGGGCAGAGGACGGCCACGCUAACCUCCUGAAAACAAUGGUUAACGGGCUUAACCGGGAGCUUGGGGAGCUUGUUCCCCAGGACGUCCUGACUGCGCCGGGUUCUCCGGCUCACACUUUGAAGAAAGUUUUCGACCAGGGUUAUCUAAACCCGGACAACCUGCGGAUGCUGGGGGCGUUCAUGGUCGCUGAGGCUUUGGCAAAGCACUUUGACAUCGCGCUCCUCGGGGCCAUCAAUCGCCACGUGGCGAACGGCUCCCUCCACCUGUCCCCGAACGAGCUCCGGUGGAUCCGCCUGCACGCUGAACUAGAGGUGGAGCACGAGGGCGAGGUGCUGGCAAUGUGCCGCUCGCUGAAGGAGCUGGACGGGCGCGCAGUUCAGCGCGUGCGCGCGGGCGCGGAGGACUUUUUCAGGGGCUUCUGCGCGUUCUUGGAUGCCCUGUGCAAGAGUUACGCGCAUUCCGUGUAGAGUGAACAAGUUUUGCACCUCUCAGGAAUGGGUCAGGCUACUAACCGAGAAAUAACUGUGUACAUAUACGACGGUACAACCACGAUGACAAUAUAUUUGUCAAGAUGCGAGAGAAAGACUCGUGUCAGUUGAUGAGACUACAGCAGAUCAGGAUUGCGAAUGACACGAGGUAAUUAGAUAUACUCACUCGUUAAAUAGCAGAUUGACGUACAAACAUGAAUUGCUACUAGCCGCCACGUACAAAGUACAGAACCGACCCGGCUUUGCUCAUCGUGUGCAAAUUUACUCAGCAUCCUGGCCUCGAGAAUCCUCAUGCACAUGAUAGAGGGAGGCCCGGCUUGCAACUUAAGCGUUCUAUCAGGGUUCGUGCAUUUUGACGGUGCGCAUAGAUC
Molecule: messenger RNA, 1922 nt
Organism: Klebsormidium nitens
Lineage: Eukaryota; Viridiplantae; Streptophyta; Klebsormidiophyceae; Klebsormidiales; Klebsormidiaceae
Source: the annotation of a GenBank genome assembly